AUGUCUGGAUUGUUUAAGAAGAGCAGACACAAUGCGCCAGCUAGUCCAGCAAGUCCAGCUAUCCACUCACAGCAUUACGGAGACCCGCAAUGCAGUAGUGAUAGACUACAACAAGAAUCAAGACACUCAGAGACGACCAAAGGCGAUACUUCCUAUCGCCCACAUCUAUUCAGAUCGAAAACCUGGCAGAUAUCUAGCAGUAGUAAGGAAAGUCUUGCAACAGAUGGAUUAAGCCCCAAGCUUUCAAAAUCACCAAAGCUAAAUGGAAGUGUGAAGUCAUUCUUCUCCACGAAAUCAAGAAAAAGUUCGGACGAGGAAGAUGAUUCGGAUGAUGAAUUUUGGCAAUGUAAAGGGAAAGAAGGAACUGGAAUGCUUGAGGGAGACGGGAAGUCAAAUAGAAAAGUCAAGUCACGCCAACCAGUGUACAUUAAUACACCUAGUCCCAUUCCCAUUCCCAUUCCUAGUCGCUAUAAGCCCAAAGCUGUCCAAAUCCAACGUGGAGUUUCGACCCGAAAGAAUCGUAAACCGUCUAAAUCUACUAUACUAAGCAGUCGCACAAGUUCUAAAGAUCCAUCAGCUUCACGAACAACGGAAGCAUCAUCUGUCCUUUCUUCGGCCUAUCCAAGAUCACCCUAUGGAAAUUCAACGGCAGCUUCAUCCUUCCUUGACCCGCGAUCAAUAACUUCUGUCUACAAUCAAAGAGAGCAUGGAAAGAUUAACUCAACUGGAGGCUCUAACAGUGACUCUGAUUUGGAAGAAGAACAUCGUGGAAGAGAUAGCAAAAAUUUGCGCAGAGAACGGUCUAAAUAUCUAGAAGCCCAACGUUCUGAAAAUAGCAUUUCUUUCACAAUGGGCAACAAAGACAAAAUCAAAUCGAAAAGUCAAACUUACAAAACUUUAGAAAGUAGCACCAGUAGCCAAGAUUAUCGUCGCAACGGAGAAAAGAGGAACCAACGCGCCGGCAGUCGCAUCGGGAAUGACGAUAGAUUUUACUAUCACGAAGAACGAGACUACGCUGUCCACGACUUCUGUAAUAAACACAAGUUCUCCGCUACACGGACAGGUUCCAAUCCCUCGGCACAGGGAGCUACAAUAACCAACACUCGAGGAGACAAGAAUAAAGCCUUACCCAAACUCCCUAUCGAUGCUCAAAUGGCCAAGCCGCAUUAUGAUUAUACUGAACAUUAUCUCUCUACUCGUGUUGCAAAUCACAACUCGGAGAGAGUCCACUCGAAGACUGGUCCGAGGCGUCUCAAAUACUAUGAAAGUUAUGAGGGCGCGCAUCAAGGGUGGCGGUAA
Molecule: messenger RNA, 1299 nt
Organism: Sclerotinia borealis F-4128
Lineage: Eukaryota; Fungi; Ascomycota; Leotiomycetes; Helotiales; Sclerotiniaceae
Source: the annotation of a GenBank genome assembly